Molecule: messenger RNA, 805 nt
Organism: Vidua chalybeata
Lineage: Eukaryota; Metazoa; Chordata; Aves; Passeriformes; Viduidae
Exons: 3
Coding region: 45-572 (175 amino acids)
Biological process (GO): DNA integration
Molecular function (GO): nucleic acid binding
Source: RefSeq, a predicted model, not a curated record
AUGCCACCUAUAAGUGGGCACGAGACCGAGGGGUGGAUUUAACCAUGGACAGUAUUUCUCAGGUUAUCCAUGACUGUGAGACGUGUGCUGCCAUCAAACAGGCCAAGCGGGUGAAGCCCCUGUGGUAUGGGGGACGGUGGUCCAAGUACAAGUAUGGGGAGGCCUGGCAGAUUGACUACAUCACACUGCCUCAAACCCGCCAAGGCAAGCGCUAUGUGCUCACAAUGGUGGAAGCCACCACCGGAUGGUUAGAAACCUACCCUGUGUCUCAUGCUACUGCCCGUAACACCAUCUUGGGCCUUGAAAAGCAGGUCCUUUGGAGGCAUGGUAACCCUGAGAGGAUUGAGUCAGACAAUGGGACUCAUUUUAAGAACAGCCUUAUCAACUCCUGGGCUAGGGAACAUGGCAUUGAGUGGGUGUACCAUAUCCCCUACCAUGCACCAGCUGCAGGCAAGGUAGAGAGGUACAAUGCACUGUUAAAAACCACCUUGAAAGCAUUGGCUGGGGGAUCUUUCAAAAACUGGGAGCAGCAUUUGGCACAGGCCACCUGUGUCUGCAGACUGAGGGAGUGAUCCCAUAGGACUAUCCUCCUUACCCAGGUACUGCACAUUAACUGGGAUGGACCCAGAGAAAAACUGGUAGUGGAUGGGAACAUGUGAUUCCAGGUGCCCACAGCAAAACAGCCCUGAAGACAAGAUGCCAGGAUGCUGACAGAACAAGCAUGGCUCAAGGGAUAAUGGAAUGAGCAGCUUCUGCCCAUCUGUUUCCACGCCUCAGACAACUCCUGGCCCUACUCCGAGACUCU